AUGCAGCUCUACUCCUUUGGCUCAAACGGGUCUGGGCAACUCGGCCUAGGCCAUAAAGAUGACGUCUCUCAGCCGACCAGAUGUUUAUUUCGACCAGAUCCUUUCAUAGAUAAAAAUGACAACGCCAACUGCCCGAAUAGCCGUGAAAAGGACCUUGUUACCCAUCUGGCAGCAGGAGGGAACCAUUCCCUGGUUAUUUAUGGGUCUGGAGCGGUGUAUGCGGCUGGCUCCAAUGGAAGCGGAAGAUGUGCGCAUGAUGCAGAGGAGUUACUGGAGUUUAGCAGGGUCAUUAUUCGCGACGGUGAGAGGAUCGUAUGUCGAUUUGCUGCCGUGUCGGCAACUUGGGAGUCCUCUUGUUUUGUGGAGAAAGAUACUGGGCACGUUUACGUGGCUGGUGUUGGAAUGAAAGGAGAGCUGGGACUCGGGGAGAAUGUCACGGAGGCAAAAGUGCCCAUGCGCAUGGUUGGCUUUCCGCCCGAGGGGACCAAGGUAGUUUGUCUUUCCGGCAGUGUUGGGCAUACAGUUGCUGUUCUAUCUAAUGGAGAUGUUUAUGGCUGGGGGAAUGCAAGGAAAGGCCAACUUGGAGAACCGGACAUCAAACAGAAGAUAUGCUGGUCUCCACAGAGAAUCGAUGUUCCUUUUGCAAUAAGACAAGUUGCAUGUGGAAGAGAAUUUACUGCAUUCGUUGGGGACCAAAAGGAUGGCUCUCUGCUAGUCCUUGGUUCAGAUAAAUGGGGCAUACAAUCUGCUGCUCCGUUGAAUCUGGGGGGCUAUACAAUGGUUGCAGCAAGCUGGCACGGUAUAUACAGCCACAAUUCAAGUGGAAGAAUAAUGGCAUGGGGUCGAAAUGAUCGUGGGCAGCUACCACCACCUAAAAUCCCUGAUACCACAUCAAUUGGAGUUGGUAGCGAGCACGUUGUUGCUGUCAUUGAUAAGAAGGAGGUUAUUGCCUUUGGCUGGGGCGAGCACGGCAACUGUGGCGCAGAGACGGACGACCAAGGCAAUGUGGCUGGUCGAUAUGCAAAGGUUCCAUUCGAUCAUGGUGCGGAGCCAGUCAUUAGUGUCGUUGGGGCAGGGUGCGCCACAAGCUGGUUGACGGUAGAGUAA
Messenger RNA from Ophidiomyces ophidiicola, 1107 nucleotides. RefSeq names its product alpha tubulin suppressor (gene ATS1). The transcript has a single exon. Lineage: Eukaryota; Fungi; Ascomycota; Eurotiomycetes; Onygenales; Onygenaceae. The record is from RefSeq and is a predicted model, not a curated record. Bases 1 to 1107 code for a protein of 368 amino acids.